AUGUCUUUAGACGAGAAAUUCCAAAAAGCCGCCGAAGACAUCAAGAAGCUGAAGAGCAAACCUUCAGACCAAGACCUUCUAGAAAUUUACGCUUUAUUCAAACAAGCCACAGAAGGCGAUAUAAACACAAGCCGUCCUGGACUGUUGGACUUGAAGGGUAAGGCCAAAUGGGACGCCUGGAAUGGCAAGAAAGGAGUGGAUAAGGAAAAGGCCAAAGAGCAAUAUGUAGCCAAGGCGCAAGAGCUAAUCAACAGCAUAGGCUUGAAUUAA
Molecule: messenger RNA, 270 nt
Organism: Phyllotreta striolata
Lineage: Eukaryota; Metazoa; Arthropoda; Insecta; Coleoptera; Chrysomelidae
Source: the annotation of a GenBank genome assembly